Candidozyma auris is the source of this 774-nucleotide messenger RNA. RefSeq lists its product as uncharacterized. The transcript has a single exon. The record is from RefSeq and is a predicted model, not a curated record. The coding region runs from base 1 to 774 and encodes 257 amino acids. NCBI's taxonomy places the organism in Eukaryota, Fungi, Ascomycota, Pichiomycetes, Serinales, Metschnikowiaceae.
AUGGCUGUCACGAUCCAAGAGUCACAGAAACGUAACGAGUUGCUUGUUCAAGAGAUUGGCACCUUAAAGGAUCAAUUACAUAAUCCUUCGGAAUCUCUAUUGCUAAGAAGGAUAGAGGAAAUAGAGAAAAACUUCUUCCAUAAGGUCAGCGACACGGCUAAGGCCAUUAACGAUCUCAGGAAAGAAGCAUGCCUUCCAACCAAUGAUAAAUUAGCAAAUAUCACUGCCAGCUCGACAAUGAUGUCUCAACCACCACAACCACAAGCAUCUUUGGGAAUUCCAUGGGGAGCUCCAAACUCGAGGCCCUGGAGCUCGGAACUGGAGUCGACGGCGAUUUCCGUGAAAGAUACGCUGCUUCGAAAACGCCUAGCUCCUGAAUUGGGAACCAAAAUCACGAUUUUUGAAGAUGCUUCGAGAGACCCGUCUAUUGCUGAUGCGAGUCAAAAUCAUGAACACCUUUUCGAAGUUCUUGAUGCGAACUUGACACCGCCCAUCGCCAAAAAUAGUUCACCUUCAAGACCAGGUAACUUUGAAAACAUCCCGACGUUAGAUGCUCCUCAUACUCGUACAAGAAGCAAGUCGCCGCCAAAGCAAAUCAAAAUAGAGCCUGCGAGGAGGACUAGGCGUCAGACGAGAAGAAAGCCAUUGUCGAACAUCACGAGCAAAGCAAAUGCCGAGGAAGAGUCAGAGGAUGACGCGGUUUUUGACUUCGUCGAGCCAGACGACUUGGUAAGGGAAACAGGUCGGCGCAAGAGGCGCAAGACGGCAGUCUAA